UCAAUUUUUGUAUGAACUAGAUGCCACGCCGAGGGUUCGGAAUAUCUAGCAAAAUGACCAUAAGGAGUUAAUAACACGAAACGUAUUAAAAACUUCGAACCAUUUUUUUUUUCCAGACAUGUAAGGACUGUAUCGGAAAUUAACUGUAAACGUUCACAAUUGCCUGAAAAAUAAUCUGUUCGAAAUAAACAUAACUUUAUUUUUGAAGAUACUCUAUAAAUCUCUUAAAUAAAGAAUGGCAGUUCUGAUUUUCAAAUAAUAAUCAUUCAACUUGGACUUUUAUCUCAAAGAUUGCACAUAUGUUUUUAAAAUUUUGGACACCUCCUAAAAAUUUAAAAUUGCGAAAACUGUGGAACAAUAUUCAAUUUUUUCCCUUUUUUUUGCGCAAAUAUAUUCUUUUCCAGAAUGCUCAUGAUAUAGGAAAGUUUAGGGAAAUUCUUAAAAAUGAAAAAAGGCCAUUUUUCGUGGAUCUCUUUUUUUUAUGCGUCUUCAAAGAACGAUUACGCAAAUAAAAAAUACAUAAAGUUGAAAAUUUGAUUUUUUUUUUUCGAUUGGGUAUGUAUUUAAAUCUAUUGAAGAGGUAGUUUUAUCAGAGAACGGAGUUUUAUAACCUCUGAAGAUAAAUAAAACAGAACGUCAAAUUUUGACCAAAAAGUAGGUGUUUUUUUGGGAUAGACCAUAUUCUUAAUGUUGGAGGUUUUUCUAUGCAAAAUAAGAAUUUUCAAAGUCGGUAUUGAGUGAUAUAUAAUAUGUACUUAACUGCUAGAAAUAAUCAUUAUUUUCCUGAUUUUUCUCUGUUUAAAUUUUUUUCGCUACAAAUUAUUGAAACGUUAAAAAAAAUUUUAAAAAAUGCAGUUUGUAUAGAUUGUUAUUUUGUGUACUAUACGCAUAGAACCAUAUUUUCAAUAAUACUAAACAUUUUCCAAAUUUCUUCAAGCUGUUCCAAACUUAACUAUAUUGUGAAGAUUUCAUAGAAGAACCGAAAUAAAAAGACCAACCGUGCUUCAAGAUAGAGCAUUUUGAAUGUUUAUAGUAAAUUUCCGAUACAGUCCUUAUGUAAAAAAUUGCUCAAAGCUUCCCUGCCCUUUAUAAAUUCCAAAAUAUUGGAAGAGAAAAAUAUGUUGAAAAAUAGCAGCUCAUAACUCCAUGUUCAAUACAAAAAUGGCUUUCAAGCAACAUUUAUAAAAUAGUUGAUUUUUUAUAGUGUGUCUAAUUUUUAAUUUUCAAUCGUUGUUUUGUUUUUUUGCUCCUUAUUUAUUUUUAGGGAUGUCUUGGUUAAAUCAGAAUUGGUUACUGAACAGAAUUCUUUUAGACUGUAUGUCUCUCCAUGUACUUCUUUAGAAAGAGAAAUUUCUUUAAGGAUUCUCUCAAGCUUUAUAAAUUAUUUUCUCCGGUAUUUUAUGAAAAGAAGAAUUUAAAAGGAUUUCCCAGAUUGAUUUCAGCAAGAUUUUUUCCAAUGACAUAUUCACUGCUGUUCUUCUGCACAAUGUUGCUAUAUUUCACCGAGUACUUGCUCAUCAAAACUCAUUAUGUUUAUUUUAAUCACGCGCGAUUAUGCCGUGCUCUGAUCAUGGAUGAGCAGGAGCAAAUAUAUGGGAAGAAAAACAUAAUGAAAGCGCAAACGACUGUGUGACCAUCUGCUUGUGUCGCAGCGCGCUCGUUUGGUCGGCUCGGUCAUACCGAAUGGAUUGGAUAGGUCUACACGGUUCGGGCCGAACACUUGCGGUGCACACAGAUAUAAAGCAUUCGAAUAUACCGACACAAACGUGCACGCAUACCAAGCCAACCAUGUCUCGUGAUGAGCAUAUUUAGCGAUGAAAAGUACGGCGUCCGCUAUGCGGCGAAAGAUACUCAGACAACCAAUUUGCACGUAUAAUGAAGUUUAUGUUCAUGUUAUACGUACUUUUAUACGAUAAAGUUACAUCGCAUAAGAUGCAGUAAAAGAGCCUUAUGCGUACAAAAGUGAAGGCGCUAUACGUGCAUUGACGGAAGAUUGAUAACGCUAUAUGACACGAAGCGAUAUCUUAUGCGAUGCACGGUGUGCACUAUUGCGACGUAAUAUAGCAUCUUAUGCGACUUAAUAAUAUUAAAAAAAAAUACAAUUCUUAUCACCUCAGUAUUGAACUAAUAGCCUUUGGAAUAUCGAGCCACACUUCACACUUAACAUCAAACACUACUUAUGAAACACACUGGCUAAUUAUCAUGACAUUCUAACUCACCUCAGUGUUUGCUGGAAUGACUUGGUUCCUUUGCAUUGUACGUGUUCAUUAGGCUAUCUGGAGCUCAAAAUGACGAAGCGUGAUUUCCCGCGCAGCUAUCGCUACCACUCUCGGGCUAGCACAACCAAUUGUUAAUCAUCAGGUCAACAAAACAAAAAUGAUGACUUUGUAACUUAUUUUGUCACCACUGCUGACUUUCUUGUAGCUUUUUGGCACUCCAAGAGCACCUCUUUUAUUGUUAUCACGUAUCACAUCGCAAUAUGGCAACGUUAACGAUUCUAGCUUAUGCGAGUUUGUAUGCAAAUUUUAACGAGGUUAUUUUUACUUUUAUGCGAUUCAGUUUGUACACCAAAGCGAGAUAAACUGACAUAAUAAGAAAAGUACCAAGCGAAGUCGUAUGGCCAUCGCAGUACGCAAUUAUGCAAAUUCAACUGACACUUUGCGAGUUCGCUCGAACGCUUUUGCGAAUGAUCAAAAUUUAUCCCAAUAAAACAUCAGAAUAUCGUCUACUACGAUCUAGUCAUACAUGAUAAAAGUUAACUAGCACUCUUGUAUGAUUUUACCAGAUACAUUGCAAUAAGUUCAAAAAAUAACAUCAUUUGUGAUGAACAUUGUCCCUCAGUCGUACAUAUAUGCGAUAGUGACUUAAAAUAAUACUUUAUACGAUGUACAGCGUGCACCCUUAUGCGAUUUUUGGUUGUUUAGGUAAUUACCAACAUCGCUGAUCGGUGUCGAACCCAAUCGUGUGCUAUUCGUAUGGGCGGUUGCACUGAUGCUGCGAUGGAAAGAGACUUUUCGCUCGCUGUUGACAACGACUCAAGGCAACUCGCCUAUGUUUUCACAAAAUAGCAAGGUUGCUUCUGCAAAGUGACGUAAGCGACGAUGAUAAUUUUUAAUUAUUACGUAUCAAUCUCUACGUCGUUCUAUAUGUUUCCUUCCAUAAAUGCUAGAUUGCCACUAGAUCUUGUCUCAUAAUAUAGCAGACAUACCACAGUGUUAUUAUUUCUCCAGAUAUAUACCAAAAGACCUCAUAGCCGUGCGGUUAGGGUCACCAAGCUUCUAAUCGCACCAUGCUAUGGGGUGAGGGUUCGAUUCCAGUUCCGGGCGAUGAAACUUUUCACGAGAAUAGUUUCUUCUCCGUAUCCACUGGUGCAUGAUCCGUGUGUCCGUUGUCUAGUGUUAAGUUUCGUUCAUUCUGUACAGCCGCUGGCUAAAGACGGUGUCCGUGUCUUUUUUCAAGACGUUGAAAUUCGGAAUAGCGCUUACGCUUACAGUUCAGGUAUCUAUUUAGAAUGCAUUUCUGUCCAUCGAUAUUUUGAUUAUUUCGCAUCUCUGCGCAUAGGUUGCUAAACUGGUAUGCCAUAGUGCGUUACAUAGGGUUUCUGGGGGUUUUAGGGGGAUUUUGGAGGCAUUCCAAAUAGCUUUAGAGCAUUUUCGGCGGAUUUCAGAAACGUUACGGAGGCGUUAUAUGGCGUUUUUGGGGGUUUCGGAGGGUGUGAGGUGCGUUACAUAUGAAGUAUGAAUACUUCCAUACCGCAUUGUUAUUUGUGCAACAUUGUAACUUAUUAAAAGCAACUGCUUGGUUUGAUUGAGUCGCAUUAAUUGUCAUUCGUUGCAAACGCAAGCAUAUGUAAGUAAGCAUAAUUUGAACACCCUAAGUCGACGAUCGACCAACAGCGUUCUCCAUGGGUCUCGAUUCAAUCAGACAAUAAAACAUACGACAUUCGUAUUUUAAUCACAGAACCAGUGCCAGUCAUUCUUUCAUAUCACCCAUGGGGUUUCUGGGGGUUUUAGGGGGAUUUUGGAGGCAUUCCAAAAAGCUUCAGAACAUUUUCGGCGGGUUUCAGAAACGUUACGGAGGCGUUACAUGGUGUUUUGGGGGGGUUUCGGAAGGUCUGAGGUGCGUUACAUGGAGUUUCUGGGGGUUUAAGGUAGAUUUCGGAGGCAUUCCAAGAAGCUUCAGAGCAUUUUCAGCGGAUUUGAUUUCAAAGUCGUUGCAAAGGCGUUUUUUAGGAUGGCGGAAACCCUCAGUAGUGUCCCUAUAUUGUCCCCAUAACCCCAAGCGCCAUAUUUAAUUCCAAAAUGGCCUAGGAUAUCGGAUUUUAACAUCAACUCAAUUAGCCAGGUCCGAAAAUAUCCGUAUGGCAUGAGACUUUUUGAUUUGUUAGACGUUUUCCGUAACUAUUCAGUUGGGAACCACUGACCUUUGGUCCCCUGCUCCAUUGGUGAUUAUGACCCUCGGAAUGCACAAUCUGAAAAUCUUUGUCUCCGCUUCUUCACACUUCCGGUUCCUAAGUAAUACGCAUGUCCCGUUUGCAGUUUUCGGAACCACUGGGAUUUCAUUAGUUCACUCAAUUUGCCAAGCCACUACAUUUUUUGCCAUGAUUAAAAAAAUGUCACAGUCACCCAUGAAUAUUUCAUCUGGUCAUUCAUACGUGAAUGUUUUUGUUGCAUGAUAGUCAAGACCAUACACCCUCGAUUAUCAUGCAUACUACAGUUUUUGACAGUACAUUUUGGAUCACUGCCCCUCCGGAACCUUCUGAAACGCCCUUAAAUGUCUUGAAACACCUUGAAACGUUACUGAAACCUGCCAAAUAUCCUUAAUAAGCUUACCUGAGAGCCUAUGCAAUGACGGUAAAAUCAGCCCAGAGAUCCAUGCGUUAAAACGAACUGCUUCUUUUCAGUUAUCUGUGUAUUUUAAGAGCGCAUACAGUAGUUUCCCAACGAAAACCGACGAAGAAAGUGAUAAACCAACCCAGGUCGCGAUGAUCAACGAGCACAAACGAACGAGCGAACGGUCACCACAUCUCGCGGUCUCUCUCGUCUCAUACACUUGCGUUUUGGGACUUUUAUGUCCCGGGGCUAGAACUUGUUGUUCUAUAACAUUUCGACCAGUUGGGGCUGGGUUGGGUUUUCACUUUCGCCAAAAAAUACCUCCCCGAUGUGGGGACGAUGUGAGAAUGUGAAUGUGAAUCGGAGACCCUCUGGGUCCACGAAUUUUGCGUGAGGGAAUCCGAUUCGAUUGGAGUUUCACUUCCUUAUACAGGACGGGUUCGGGAGAAAUGGCUGUGAAUGGUGGUGGUCGUAGUACCUUGUAGUUUUGUGAGGUCAAAGUGGUCGCUUUGACGCUCUGUGUAGGGGAAAUGGCUAUUGUACACGUGUAGAUCUGUAAUGCCACAGAUCCAAAGAGUUUAGGCAAUCCUGACGGUUUACUGCAAACACGUUUUACUUUUGUGCCUGUGGAUUUCAAGGACUGAUCUUCAGAACUGUUCGGACCCACAUAGAACAUUUAAGGGUAUUACCUUAUUCUAGAAUCUCUUGGACCUUUACACCUAAACCGGAAUCAAUGCUUGAGAGCACAUGUACACUCCCGAUCAAAAGUUUGGGGUCACCCCCUCAAAAACAUGUCAUUUUUUAAGGACCUUACUUUCGCCAAUUUGCGUCCGAUUUCAAAACCCUAGGUUUCAUUCAAAAGAUAAUAAGUCAAAGAAACUUUGAACAUGAUUUAAAAGAAACUUUUUCAAAAAAAUAUGAAUGUAAGCUCAACCCAAAGUUGCCAAAUUUUCUAAAAAAUGAAUAUAAACUUACGGCAGUGUCGCUGGAAAUUGGGUCAACCAAAUUUUAAGAUGAGAGCGGUUUCUAUUAGCUUUCAACUGCUUUUUACAGAACUUAGCUAAAAAAUCUAGAAAAAAAGGUAUUAAGUAAAUUAAUCCUUGAUGUCAUCGACCAAAAGUUUGGGGUCACCCCUCAAAAUGAUGUAUCGGCCAAAAGUUUUGGGGUAACUAUCGUAAAACAUGAAAAAGUGAUUUGUUGAUAUCUUUGUCAUCUUUCAUUCAAUUUUAAUUCUUCUUGGCUUAUUUGAAACAAAAUGAAUGAUACUUACUGCAUAGACAUUGAACCACACAUAUUUGUUGAAAUUUUUAUACUAAAACUUAACGUAAAGUUGCCUCAUUUUUUGAAGUGUGGUGAAAUGUGUUAACUUUACAUAACAUUUUUAUAUUCAAAAAUCGUUAAAUACGUCAAGUUAAAGACAUCAAACGUAAAUUUAGUUAAUAAUCUUUGAAAUAAGCUAAAAAGAAUCAAAAUUGAACUAUAGAUGACGAAGAUAUCACCAAAUCACUUUUCCAUGUUUUACGAAAGUGACCCCAAACUUUUGGCUGAUACAUCAUAUUGAGGGGUGACCCCAAACUUUUGGUCGAUGGCAUCAAGGAUUAAUUUACUUAAUAACUGUGUUACAGAAACCGAUCACUCGGCAGCACUGCCACCAGUCGGUAAACUAGGUUCGUCCUCAAUUUCAGAACGUCAGGGUGACAAAUGAAUGACACUCCUGACAAACUGUACACACACGUACUUUACACACAACAGAUCGAAUUGUCAAACGAAAAAACAUUGAAUUUGCACCACGCGUGAUUACUAAAAUUAAAUUGACCUUAUAUUACUAUUAUACAACAAACAAACACUUUGUAAGUACACUAUGAAUUGAACAGAUGAAAUAAAUAACAAAUAGAUCAUUGACGUUAUACAGGAUAGUGACAGAACAGUUGUAGGUCUAGUUAGACACGGACAAAUAAAUAACGGAAAGGACUAGAACUUGUAAGUAGACAUGGACUAACGUUAAGACUGUUACAUUACAUUAAUUACACUGAAUUGCAGCUUAAAGCAUACUCCACUGCAAUUCCGAGUUUGCUAAAUAGAGGGUCCGAAAAUCCGUGUCUAGGACUGGCCACAACAAACUGUUUUUCUAGAUUUUUAGCUAAGUUCUGUAAAAAGCAGUUGAAAGCUAAUAGAAAAUGGGUCAUAUUACCGCUCUCAUUUCAAAAUUUGGUCGACCCAAUUUCCAGCGACACUGCCGUAAGUUUAUAUUCAUUUUUUAGAAAAUUUGGCAACUUUGGGUUAAGUUUACAUACAAUUUUUUUUUUUGAAAAAUUUUCUUUUAAAUCAUGUUCAAAGUUUCUUUGACUUAUUAUCUUUUGAAUGAAACCUAGGGUUUUGAAAUCGGACGCAAAUUGGCAGGGAUAUGGGCCUAAAAAAUGGCAUGUUUUUGAGGGGGUGACCCCAAACUUUUGAUCGGGAGUGUAUAUGGGUCCAAAUAGAUCCCAGCCAUUCGAAACGGCUAGUCAUUUCUGAUCACCUAUAGCAACGUCAACGCCAGCUUCCCCAUCAAUAUAACCGGAGCCACAUGAUACUGUUUGAUUUCUUUUCUCUGUUCUUCUUUUUCCCGGUUUUGUCGCAAAACUAUUCCUUGCAGAUAAGCCACCCUCCCAAGACUUUAGUUCACUGCGAGAGAUCGUCCCGGAUUAAGUGUAGGAAGGCGCUGGAGAUAACGGUGGCCGACGAUACGGUGGAGGUGGUCAAAGCGGUCAGCCCCGAUGAGGUGGAAACGCGCGAGAACGACCCGGACCAGGUGGCGCUGGAAUCGAUCGACCAGGACCAUCAGGGAGCGUCCUCGUCGGUGCACUCGUUUCCCCAGCACAUCCCGCUGUCGAUAGGGCUGGGGCCGGGACCGCAGUCGCAUGGACCGGGGCCGGUCGGACCGCACGGGCCGAUCCUUGGCCAUGGACCCAGUAGGGGUAUUCCCCACGGUCACGGUCAACUGUAUGGCCCUCCACCGCCGCCACCGCCUCCCCACCAGCAACAACUGCCAUCGGCCCAUGCCUACCACGGCCCUCCACCACCGUUGCCGCCACCGAAGCUUCAACCGAACAUCGAUCUGGCUCCGGAGAAACUCUACGGCGCUCCCCUCGCCGGGAACGACCUGUGGUCUUCGCCGCUCCAGGACAUGCCCAAGAUCGUUUCGCUGGACGUGAAAUGUGAAAAGCAAGGCAUGAAGGUGUUCGUUCAGUUCGAUAAGCCCUUCUUCGGUAUCAUAUUCUCGAAGGGUCACUACAGCAACAUCAACUGCGUCCACUUGCCGGCCGGGUUGGGCAAGAGUUCGGCUACUUUCGACAUUGGGAUUAAUGAGUGUGGAACAGCCGGAAAUACUGAUAAUGCUUUGUACAAUGGGUAUUCGGGAACGGAAUCGGGAGCGGGAUCUUACUUCGAGAACAUAAUUGUACUGCAGUACGAUCCUCAGGUGCAGGAGGUUUGGGAUCAGGCCAGGAAGCUGCGAUGCACGUGGCACGAUCAGUACGAGAAGAGCGUAACGUUCCGGCCGUUCCCCGUGGAUAUGUUGGACGUGAUUCGAGCGGACUUUGCUGGAGAUAAUGUGGGAUGCUGGAUGCAGAUUCAGGUCGGAAAGGGACCAUGGGCUUCGGAGGUGUCCGGAUUGGUAAAGAUCGGCCAAACGAUGACGAUGGUGCUGGCCAUCAAGGACGACGACAGCAAGUUUGAUAUGUUGGUGAGAAACUGCAUGGCUCACGAUGGUAAGCGAGCUCCGAUUCAGUUGGUGGAUCAGCGUGGAUGUGUGACGAGACCGAAGCUGAUGUCUCGGUUUACGAAGAUCAAGAACUUCGGGGCAAGCGCGUCGGUGUUGUCGUAUGCUCACUUCCAGGCAUUCAAGUUCCCUGAUUCGAUGGAGGUUCACUUCCAGUGUACGAUCCAGAUCUGUCGUUACCAGUGUCCUGAGCAGUGCACCGAUCCAGGAGUCUUGGACGUUCACCACUUGUCCGGAGGACCUGAACAUCAGCAGUACGGACCACCACCACCGCCUCCACAAUCGCUCGACGCACAUGUAUUUGCCAACCGCAAGCGAGAUGAUCGCCGUAUCCGUCGUACUCGUGCCGCUGGAGAACCGGAAGAGAAGGAAGAUGUCGGUAUGAAACGUAUCAUCCGAGUUGUGUCACCGGGAGAUCUGACCUUCCCCAUCGGCAGCCAAAACAGCACCAACGACUCCACCAUGAUUUUCCCAGCUCGGGAGGAAGGAUUGAUCUGCAUGACGACUCCCGGUUUCACGGUAACGAUCGUUGUGCUAUUGUCGAUCUUGCUGGCUUCGUGCGUAACAUCCGCCUUCCUGUGCAUCAGGCUGAAGCCGUUCUCGUUUGCCUCGCGAAAGGAACGAGCGGUUGCCUUCACCAAUCCACACCUCAGCCCGUCGAUGGCCUCGAUCGUGUCCAGCGGUCCUAGCUCAAUGGUCAGCGGCACGCUCAAAUCCACCAAAUCAGUCAAGUCGAGGAAUUUCCACUCGUAGAUAGUUGCUACGCUGAUCAAAGCGUAGAUACGGGCACACAAACACACAUACACAGCAAACACAAUAGUUGACACUAAUGAAGCUAACACACGUAUACAAACACAUAACUCUUAAUAUCUGUAAGUACAAGUUUCUCAGUGUUGAACGCACGCAACUCAUCCAUCUUUAAUUAGUCACAAAGCAACAAUAGAACACAGUAGGCCAGAAAUAGAACAAACAAAACUGAACGAUUGUAGGUGCUUUGAGAUUGUUUCUUCUACCGCACACAAGCUGGUAGCUGUUUUGUAAACAAACCCAAGCUAGAGAAAACAAAACUAAAUCAUAACCUAAUACUCUAUUUAUUCUAGAUAGACAUAGUUUAGUCAAUGCUGCGCCCCGCGAAAGGAUCAAAAUCGGUAUUGUCCACAUUGACGUAAAAUCGUUUUCGUUGAGUUUUUGUUUUAGUGCGACACGCCUCGUUGUUUCGUUAAAUGUUGAAAUUGUUAUCGUUUGGUAAAUCGAAAUCCGUAAAACACACGCUAUUAGGAAGAACAAAGUUCAUCAAAGCAGCAGGCGGGGAACAAUGAAUCAACACAAUCCAGUAGUAGGCUAGGAGUUAAGUUUGCUAAGCGAAUGUCUGACAGGCAGAAGGCUUUCUUUUGGGCAUCGUAAAAAAGGAAAGGGAUGAUCACGCGUGUUUGCAAACAUUCUACCGCGGUUGGCAGGCGACCAAAAGAAAGAGCCGACUGCCAGAAAUGGGUCGCCAUAUUUAUUUUUAAUUAUCUUUUAAAGAAAAUGCUGUCAAGCAGCAGAGCGCGCUCGGCACUUGAUUUGCUUCUUUUAUUUAUGUUUGCUAAAGUAUUUUUUAAAUGUAGGGUGUCUUCUUCAACGUAUUUCUUUCAUUCACUCAUUCAACCAAUUCCAAUGGUUCCACUUUGCGAACCCCUCGUUCUCCCCAUGGAAACCGAAACCGACGGGUUGCUUCGAUCGGGAGAAACUGAACUGAACUUUCCAGCUCGUAAAAACUUCCACUAACUCAGGUUGCUGCUUGCACAUGAAAGCACGCAGCAAAAUAUUUAAUUAUUGGGACUAUAACAAACAAAAAUUUCAAGAAAAUCAAACAGCCGUACCUCCGUACAUACCGUCACAUCGUGGAACCAUUGAAAGCGAGAAAUGCAAUCUGUAAACACGUACAUGCGAGUAUACUCUAAUCGACCUUCCUCAUCCUUUAUUUAUUUAUUCCACUUACACGUACGCAUACACGUCUUAUUUAUUGAAUUAACUCUAAACCGAACUAAAGCUUAUAAUACUCUGUUGUUCACUAUUCUCUGUUAAGCUAACAGCCAUGGAACGAGGUCACAUUUUAAAAAUGUGAUCUCUCCAUUUGGGAGUAAAUACUAUCGCCUCAACGAACUAACCUCGAUUCCCACAUCCACAACGAAAAUGCCUUCCUCUAUGUUUGAUCCUACCCUGUUCCCGAACCCACUUGAAUUUUAAGCUAACAUGAUACUUAUUAGAUAGCAAUUAAGGUCUCCAUUAAUCCGAAUCUAUCAUACGAACAAGAUGCGAAUUCUAAAAGAACUAUGAACUAUUCAUUUAGUGACACUGUUUUCUGCUAUUCCUUCUAACAUUAUUAAUAAAGAAAAUAUAUAAGCAAUUAUAUAUUUGUGCGAGUAAAAUGUAUCAUAUUUAUACUCUACAGUACACGUGCUAGCCUUACUAGGAGCUAAGUAAUUUAUUCUCUAGCUGAUAGGAAACCCCCACUCCUUCCACAACCGAUCCUGUCCGAAUUCCUUCGCUCCUUGAUCAUUUCAAACCCGAUUGUCCCUAACACCGAUGUACCCAACUACUUUAACUGUUUAGUAAAUAUGUAUUGAAGAAUAUCCGUGAAACGAUUGUGCUGAAAUUAUACGAGCAAUAAAGAUUAUUACUAAACAUGAAC
This is a messenger RNA of Aedes albopictus (Asian tiger mosquito), 11266 nucleotides long. RefSeq lists its product as uncharacterized. NCBI's taxonomy places the organism in Eukaryota, Metazoa, Arthropoda, Insecta, Diptera, Culicidae. The transcript is spliced from 3 exons. Bases 7399 to 9345 code for a protein of 648 amino acids. The record is from RefSeq and is a predicted model, not a curated record.